This is a messenger RNA of Carassius gibelio (silver crucian carp), 2296 nucleotides long. Its product is annotated as protein FAM117A. Lineage: Eukaryota; Metazoa; Chordata; Actinopteri; Cypriniformes; Cyprinidae. The record is from RefSeq and is a predicted model, not a curated record. The transcript has 8 exons. Bases 188 to 1297 code for a protein of 369 amino acids.
UCCUAAAAUGAAUGAAAGCUCCUACACAUACUAGCGUUUUGAGAGGUAGAGAUCAGUCUGAGCAGCAAGUAGCUCUCUUAACUGUUAUAAUAGUUUACUUGAAAGCGAUUAAAUAAGUAUAUCUUCUAGUCAUCGGUCUAGUUAAGAAACUAGAAUAAACACAUUCAGAAUGGCUAGAUAGCUGGAAAUGGCCAGUUGGAAAAGGACAAAAACCGCUCACGACGCCAGAGUCCGUGUUUGUGGAGAGAUGAAGAUGUCCAGGAGCGGAUCAGGUCUCCAGCCUCUCAAAGCUACUGUUCCCUACACGCUGCACAAACCAGCUUCCGCCACAAAUAUCACUCCAGGUGAACGGACCAAAGCAGAGUGGCGUUUGCAGACUCCGAUCCAGCGCACAGUAUCUCUGGAUGCGAUUGUGGGGCCGUACUUGCAAGGCCAAUGGCCCAAAGAGGACGACAGACACGGCAGGGAAGACAAAUCCACACAGACACCACACACAUGGUUAGGUGGAGAUGAAACAACAGCUGUUGGAUUUCACAAGCGUUCGGCAUCAUGGGGGAAUUCAGAACGUCUCCAGGAUGGAAGUGACGUGUGUGCAGAUUCAUCUAGUUUUAAGCUGAAACAACAACAACUACAACAGAAGAAAAGGUCAGGCGUUCUGUUUGGCAAUCAAGAGAAACUGCACAACCAACGUCAGUCCCCUGCUCUAUUAAUCCCAUCUGUGUCAUUGACUCGACUGCCGUCACGUCUGCGUCAAAGUGAAGAGAGACUAGAUCAAGAGCUGGAGAAAGUAUUCACACAUCACUCAUCAGUUCACCACUGUGGACUAUAUGAGGUUCCUGAUGGCCACAGGGCUCCUGUUCCUCACCUGAGCUCCAAGAGGGGAUUUCAGAUUGGUUCUUCCUGUGUAGCUUCUCCCUCUUCUUCUUCCCCAUCCACAUCUUGCUCUCCACAGCGCCCUCUAGAUUUCGAGAACUGUGAUACGGCUCUGUCCUCAGUUGAAGAGGUCAACUCGUGUAUUGUGACGGUGUCCUCAUCACCACGGCCCAAUAACAGCUACAGCUUUCAGAGAGAUCCACCAGAAGGUUGUGAAAGAAUCCGAGUGUGUGUAGAGAAUAUCCUUCCAUGUUUGGAUCAAGUGUAUGUGUCCUCCUGUCCUGACCCCAACAAAGUGAACUUCACCACACACACAGGCUCAGCCUUCUGCCCUGUCAAUCUCCCCAAGCCCCUUAUACCUCCAGUGGACUUCCUGAUCUGCAGCCUCUCAGUUUCUCCAGGGUCCUGCUGGGUGGGACAGUGAUGAGUCAGUAAAAAACCCCCCGGUGAAAUCAGCAUCUGCGUGGGAGAAAUAGAAUGUGAUUCUCUUUAAAAACAAUCAGUUCUUUGGUGUUUAAUGUUUAAUUUUGCUAAUUGUAAUAAGAGAAUACCGGAUUUCUUUGUGGCUCAGUGAGCAUGCUGAACAUUGGCCGAUUUGAUAGAUUUAUGAUUUAAUAAUUUGGGGGGUUUUAUAAUGAAAAGUAUGUCAUUUAUAGACAGUGAAUGAUAAAUAGGGCUAUAUAUAUAUAUGUAUAUGUAUAUGUAUAUAUAUAUAUAUUAGAAAGAAAAUGAAUGGUACUAUUAGGCAAAGUUUGUAUUUUAAAUCUGCAUUUUUACCACCUACUUCAAAAAAAAAUGGCGAAUGUAUUAUUUUUUAAUAUAUAUAUACUUUAGUUAUGUUUUGUUUUGAUUAUUGAAAGUUUAUUGAAGAAAUUAUGUGGGUGGAUUAUUACAGUCAUAUACCAUUUCAGUAGGUACUGUAUAUUCGUGUUCUUUGAUUUUAGGUAAAUGUCACAGUCAUGCUUUAAUGGUACAUUGACAUUCACCAUUUUUAUUUUUUCAGAAAUUAGUUUUUUUUUUCUCUUUCUAAUGAAUGUUUACAUUGUAUACCUUGAACCUAAGAAUGUUUUUAUAUUUGUAUAGAUUAAUCUGUACAUGAAUGUAAGAUUAGCUGGCAAGUCUGUACUGUUUGCACUUUUUUUAUUACAUUUUUUCCCUGCUAAAGAUAAGCUAUAGAAUGUAAAUGGUGACAUUAUCUGACUUUAAAGUGUUUCUUCAUUCAAUGUGCACAUGAUAUUUGUUAUUUUAGGGUUUGGUUAAAAUGCUUUAUGUUCAAAUAAGUUAGUUUGGAAUAGUUGCCUUGCCGUUGAAAAGUACUUGGGGAAACUACACAUAUUGUUUGAUUAUUUUCUUUCUAUAGAUCACUUAAAUUCUUCCAUGUCUCUACUAUGUUUUGACACCAAUAAAGUAGAAUUGAGCAUAA